AAUGAAUGUGUACACACUGUGUUUUCUGGCUGUUUUCUUCACUGAGCUCCACCCUCACCGUUAUUAGCAGUGAAGCGAAAAGAAAAAAUGAAAGAAAACAUGUAAAAUAAUAGAAAAAUAAAACAAAAUCAGCUAAAAUCAUUACCCAUUCAUCACAUACGCACAUUACCACCAUCCAAACACUUUAAACAUGGAUCACAAUGAAAUAUCUAUGUGCAUGGACGUCAAAUUGGAUACACAUGACAAGCGCGCCAUUGCACUGCGCUACAAAACCUGGACCAGAUGUCUGGUAAAGAUCGAAGCCAUCAAAUGUGUGCCCUGCUUUUUGCGCCUCAGCUUUCAGAGCCUCUCCGACGACGAACCACAGCCGCAACAGCAACAAAAACUGUUCACUGUUUCAGUGAAUGUGCCAGGCGUGAGCAUCAGCAUGGCCACCUCGCGCACCAAGCAGCACUCGUAUGGACUCUUUUGGACCCAAAAUCGUCGCGAUUGCUUCAUAUAUUUUGCACUGGAAACGGAGACGUCCUGUCGUAGGCACAUGAAAUGGAUUAAGAAGUCGAUCAAAAACCUGGAAUUGUAUAGACAGGUCUUCCUGGAGCAGCGCAGACUCAGUCGGGACACAAGCGCUCAAAAAGCACUCGGCCCACUGCCAAAUGUGCCGGAAUCAUUUUGCUUUGAUCUGGAUGCAAAUAGUUUUUCAUUUUCUGCACGUGUCUCGCAAAUCUAUGAGGAAAUAUUUGAUGGCAGUCGCAUCUCGCGUGCCUCCAUUGCAUCGGGCAUUUAUGAGGAAAUGAAUUUGGCAUCUGGUGCACUUGUGGAGACGCCACCUGUAUUGCCCCCGUUGCCUGCGCAUCGCAAACGCAUCAACACAUUCGAGCUGCAGCCGGGAGAGAUACCGCGCUCAAGUACCAAUCCCGAGUCUGAGCUGGCCAAGAAAAAGAAGUACAAGAACAUGUUGGACAACUUCUUUGGACAGAAGCGUCGCUCGGGCAGCGCCAGCGUCGGUGAACUACAGCCGGCCACAGAGCAAGAAGGGGAGCAACUGCAGCAUCAACAGUUGGCACUCUAUGAAAAUGCUCCCACGCCAGAGGCGGCGUUGCCUGCGAAACGUGUAUCUGCAACUAUGAGAAACGCUCACCGCAAUAGUUUCUCCAGUCCAGAUCUGUCCAAGCUCAACUUUCUGGACACUUUUGGCGAGGCACUGUCCAGCGAUGAGCUGAACAUUAGCCUCGAGGACUCGGCCAUUGAGCACGAUUCGCGUCAGGUGCUGCUGGCCCAAAUUGUUGCUGGCCAACUAAGCAGAGCCGACUCGCUGGCCAGUCUGAAUGUGUCGGAGCAGUUGCCUCACAACUUUAAUUUCUCUGCCUGCAACACAUCCACCAUCAAUCUUAUUGGCGCAAAUGGAGCUGUAUCGCAUGGCAAGCGCAAUAAAAAUGUGUUAGUCGAGGAACUCAAUGGCUACUGCGUGAUGGCGCCUAUUGUACAAAAGUUGGCAGGCAGCAGCAGCAACGGAGUAGCCCAAUUGGAGAAGAAACCCAGCGGCAGCACUGCAUCCACCACAUCUGGCUAUUCGACAGGCUCCUAUUGCUCAUCCACCAGCAGCUGUAAUACGGACCAGGAGCAGGCAGCUAAGGCAACAAAUGUUGCACAGCUGCAGCCUGCUGCAGUGCACAACGACAGCGAUAUAUAUGAAUCGAUGCAUGUGACAUCGCUUAACAGCAACAGCGUCUUAGCCGAGCAUCUGUAUGAGAAUCUUUUGGCCGUGAAGGCAUCACAGGAGCUGGAGCAGCAGCCACUCAAUCUUGGCUUCGGCUUGAGCACCAGCACACCCACCGAAUCGCCGUUGCUGCCAGCGCUGCCACCGAAGCUGCAGCAGACGCCCAACUCGGAACAGCGGGAGGAGGAGGACUACUAUCAAACACCGCGUAAAUCGAUCAUAAGCGUGGAUGACAAGAUACCCUCGUAUUAUCCCAAUAGCUGCGAUACGUUCAAGUCGAAGCGCCGCAGUCCCAGCAGUGCUGAAACAGCGCCAGGUGUGCGUCAUUUGGUUAGCGCCAAGGUGCGUCGCGAGCGCAAAGAGAAUCUCUAUAUAUCAUCGCCCCAACAGAUUAUCGAACAAAGGCACAAAUCAAACACUUCAUCAUCAUCAUCAUCAUCGUCGGCGUCAUCGUCGAUCAAGACUAAAACGUUAAACAAGAAGACUGCCGCCCAUAAAAUCUCAGAUGGUGUCUAUGCUGUCACCCAUGCAACAAAGCGACAAAGUAUUAGUAAUAAUAACAAUAACAACAAUAACAAUGACUUACAGGGCGAGGAGGAGCUGCUGCAGUUGGUCAUGCUGCAAAAUAUUGAUUUCAAAUUUGACGACGGCCAAGCGCCCGACCCCAGCAGCAGCAGCGGCGGCGGCAGCAGCAACAGCAACAGCUCAAACAACAUUAAAAGUAAAUCGAAAAACAAAUCGAAGUCCAGUCAAUUGGAGGAUGAAUACGAGCAUUGUUAUCAGGCAGCCGAGCGUGCAACGCGCAUGCUACAAAAAUAUGCAACACUCGCCAAGUUUGGCAACUCACCCACCAAGCAGCAGCAGCAGCAGCAGCAGCAGCAACUGAAAACAGCCAUGACACAAUCUCAGUCAGCUACCAAUUCACCCAAAGAACAGCUGCAACAGCAGCAGCAGCACGUGCCACAGUCAUCGAGUAACACCAAGAAGUUCGCCUCGUUGCCACGCUUUAAGAAAAUUGACUUCUCGCCACUGAAGCUGCGUCUCAACAAUGUGCUUCAAAGGAAUGUGGCAGCAGCAGCUCCAGCAACGCCUCAGUAAUAGAUAUCAUAAUUGUUAUUAUUAUUAUCAUUGUUGUUGUUAUUGUAAGUAGCAUUAAGUUAAAUGUUUAGUUCGCAUGUGAUUUUCCUUUUAGCCAACUGAUUAUUUAGAUUGUAUUGAAAACGCUUAGCUUCGUAAGCCUCCUAUGUAAAUCCUGUUUUGCCAUAAAAUAGUAUCAAUUAAGUCAAGCUACGCUACGAUUUGAUCAUAUCAUUGUAAGAGAAAACCAGUUUUAGCCAUAUCUGAUAUCUGCUGUUGUGUCUAAUGGUUGUUUAACCCCCCCGCCCCAUAUUGGGAAUGCGAGUCUAUGCAGUGUACUUUCCUAUAUACAUUGUAUAUCAAUUUAUACACUUAAGUGUGCUCAAUUAUAUAGAAUAAUAUCGAAAACGCUUUUAUACCAUAUAUACAAAACACAAAUUAUACAAAAACUAUUGUUGACUUAUUUUAACUAACGAAAUGA
Molecule: messenger RNA, 3275 nt
Organism: Drosophila hydei
Lineage: Eukaryota; Metazoa; Arthropoda; Insecta; Diptera; Drosophilidae
Exons: 2
Coding region: 191-2815 (874 amino acids)
Source: RefSeq, a predicted model, not a curated record